Molecule: messenger RNA, 511 nt
Organism: Varanus komodoensis (Komodo dragon)
Lineage: Eukaryota; Metazoa; Chordata; Lepidosauria; Squamata; Varanidae
Gene: MRPL47
Product: mitochondrial ribosomal protein L47
Exons: 5
Coding region: 80-511 (143 amino acids)
Biological process (GO): mitochondrial translation
Cellular component (GO): mitochondrial ribosome; mitochondrial large ribosomal subunit
Molecular function (GO): structural constituent of ribosome
Source: RefSeq, a predicted model, not a curated record
UCCCAGCCAAUAGCCUCUUGCACCGCCCUCCCUCGACAGGGUCAAGGAUUGCAGAGCACUGUGGGAUACAGAAGGUGCCAUGGCGGCGCUUUGCCGGGCACUCUCGAAUAUCUUGAGGCUGCCGGAAGGAGCGGCUUGGGGCCGGUCGGCGGCCUCGUCCUCGAGAUUACUCCUCAGUGACACACACCAGAGUGCAACAAAUGUACCAGUACUCCCUCCCUGUACGUUACUUCAUACCUCUUUGCCUCGAAAUGGAUUAGAAGAAUUUUUUGAUGAUCCUCAAAACUGGGGAAAGACAGAAGUCAAAUCUGGGGAUUCCUGGACUGUAGAACAGCUCCGAGGCAAGAGCAGUGAAGAUUUGCACAAACUCUGGUUUGUACUGUUAAAAGAACGAAACAUGCUUUUAACGUUGGAACAAGAAGCAAAGCGGCAGAGACUACCUAUGCCAAGCCCAGAACGCUUAGAUAAGGUAACUUAUUGCUUAGAUGACUGCUGCAGCUUCAAAACUUAA